Schistosoma intercalatum is the source of this 718-nucleotide messenger RNA. The record is from the annotation of a GenBank genome assembly. NCBI's taxonomy places the organism in Eukaryota, Metazoa, Platyhelminthes, Trematoda, Strigeidida, Schistosomatidae.
UCAUUAUUGAAGUAUUAUGCAACAACAUUUAAUAUUUUCAUUCUAUACUAUUUUCUUCUUAUAUAAAUUGAUAUUGGCAAUUGAAUUAACAAAAGAUUUAGAUUAUUUAUUGAAAGCACAUAAUCGGAUUCGUCAAAAUGCUCGUGAUUGUAAUAUUACAGGUCAACCACAAGCUAAGAGAUUACCUAAUCUUAUAUGGGAUAAUGAAUUGGCUUUAAAAGCGGCUGCAUUAUCAAAAACGUGUAAUUUUCGUUUCUCCAAUGUAACAACUAAGAAAUUUAAAGAUGUUGGACAAAAUAUAGCAGCUUAUGCUAGUGUUGAAAUUGCUAUGAAUGAAUGGGUUAAUGAACAUAACCAUUAUAAUUUUGAUAAUAAUACAUGUACAACUUCAUGUGGAAAUUAUGUACAGAUUGUAUGGCAUGGAACAACACACAUUGGAUGUGGUGUUACUUAUUGUCCAAAAACUCGACGGUUCCCAUAUGGUGUAUUUGUAGUAUGUAACUACGCUCCUGGGGCAAAGUUUAAUAGAAGUCCAUAUGAUGUAGUCAGCUAUGCAAAAUGUCCAACUGGUCAAUGGAAAUGGAAACAGUUUAAUCUGAAUGGAGAAAAUUGUUAUUGUUAUCUAUGAAAAAAAGUUUUAUGAUUUUGUUACCUAACAGUUCAUUUUCAUAAUUAACAGUUAUCAAAAUAAAAUGGUUUAAAAUAUGUAAUAAAGAAA